This is a messenger RNA of Dermacentor albipictus, 3691 nucleotides long. RefSeq lists its product as uncharacterized. The record is from RefSeq and is a predicted model, not a curated record. NCBI's taxonomy places the organism in Eukaryota, Metazoa, Arthropoda, Arachnida, Ixodida, Ixodidae.
GCCAUUGUCACGGGGCGAGUAGCCUGUCUUUCAUAAAAGCCGCCCUCUCGGAGAUGUCGCGCCCAGAAGCGACUCGAACACACAGCGAGCUGCAUGGCUUCGAGGAUGACGGUACGCAUUCUCUAGGCUGCAACACUCGGGUCAACGUGCGCAGAGACCUUGCUGCGCCGGCGUCUCCAAUGACCGCGAGCUGCAGAUGCUAUAGAGGGCACGUUGCGCUGAGCUGAAAUUGCGCGCCACUGGAACAAAAUACGGACGCCUUGGAAGAAUUGUAAAGUUGCAGGGCACAAGAGGUUGAACAGCCAUGUGCCGGCUGAAGCACUGCAGGCGCUCCUCAGCUGCUCUCUUUCCACUGAUCGCGGCAACUCUCGUCCUGGCGACGACGGUUUCCUGUGCUGCGGGCGGUGUUCGACCGUCCUCGUCGUCGUCGCCGACGAGUGCAUCGGGCACCAAGAAGACCGAAAUCUGGCAGAUCGACUUGCUGCCCGACAACGGAGGCGGCCGGGGCGCCGGCCACGGGGGCGGAAAUGGCGGCGGCUUCGGGCCCGUCGCACCCCCGCAACCGCCGCCGGUCAUCCACCACCACCACCACCAAGCGAACGACAGGGGCGCAGUCGGUGGAGGCGUUCAUCACGUGGGAAACACGGGCCUGCACACGUUCGCAACGGCGGGCGGUGGCGAGUCUUACGAGCAGCAGAUACCGCUUCACGCCAUCGUGCACAACCCGAUGCAGGUCGACCCGACGUCCAGGUGGCCGUCAAGCUCAGACUGCGCCAUGACCAACAGGGACAUGUCGGCGGCGGCGCCUCUCGUCGCGCUGUUCGUGGGACUGGCGCUGGCGCUGCCCAUGCUGGGCCUGCUGUUCAUCGCCAAGAUGCACCUCUUGUCGGCGCUGACGGGCUCCUCGGGCACCCACACGGUCACCACCAGCGUGGGCGGCCGCAAGGAGGACGCGCUGGAGCGUCGGCUGGCCGACGCCUGGCCCGCCUUUCGAGACGCCGUCAGCAAAUAUGUGCUCGACGGCCGGUCCGUCGGGACAACCAAGAACAUGACAGCGCAUUCCAUGUAGAACCCAUUGUUGCUGAUGUGUGUUUUCCAUGAACUGAAUUAAUGUAGGAAAACGCCCAGCUGAGAGAGAGAGAGAGAGAGAGAUGAAGAUGCAUAAGAGGAAAAAAAGAUAUGUUGUCCUCAUAAUGUAACAGUUCAGCAUGCUUGUUUAACAUGCUACACCGAUGAGAAGGAAGCAUAGGAGUUAGGAAAAAAGGCGUACUAAGGAAGAUAGGCGGUAGGAUGCGAAUAUAUGUGCACAUUCAUGUUUGGACUACCCAUUCGUAGCCCGUAAUUUACGUCUGUGUUGCCAAAAAUCUUGGCAGAGUCCUGGUGGCCCACUUCGUUGAUAUUAUGUCAAUGGCCCAGUAACGCUUGUUGCCAAUUGGCGCUUACGAACAAUAAUGAACAAUACAAAUGUCGUUCGCACUUCUAUUGGGCACAAGUAACUAUCCAAAGGAACGGUAACAGAAAACCCAAGCGGCGCGAACACAUUUAUUGUGACAAAAAGCACCAAAGCAUCAAGCGCAUCAUGCGCAAUCCCGUGGUCUCAGGCUAAACGCGGGAACCACAUCCAUACACACCAUCAUAUCACACAAAACAGUUGCUGCGCAAUGCACAACCUAGAAUACAAACACGCCAGAAUUCGCAAGCCAGAUCAGUGCAUGCAGAUACACGUGCGCUUGUUGAAUUAAAAGACGCCUACGUAAGAAUACCUACAGCGUUACAUAAUCGCAUCUGCAACGGGGAAAAAGGCUGUCAUAUGUGUUGCCAACAAAAUAGGCUCACUAUGUACGAACCACUAUAUUACAGUCAGGGUAAGUAUACGUUGUAGCGAUAGAGGCGUAUACGUUCAAAACAUGGUGGUAGUGGUGGUAGCAAUUUUAUAAAACAUUGUGGUUCAUUGACGGUCCAUGGAAAUUAGCGCCAUCUGUGUGGCGAAGGAACACUUCCAACAGAAGAAAAAAUAAUGUGACGCCAUAUCCGUUAAAAAUAGAAGUGACGUCAUUUCUGUUCUCGAAAGGCGCGAAAUUUGUUUUGGUGGCCUGCCAUUGGAGUUGCAAUUUCGAUUGCCCCUCAAUUCGACUCGAUGGGCGCUUCGAGCUUUCAGCGCGCAAAGCGAUGCAGCAUAAAGUCAGCCGUACAACUGUCGAAAUCGGACGCAUGUACGAAUAUCGUUUCUUUGGAGACAGAAGAAAGCUUUGGGUGUAGAAUGCUGGUCGCAAUCGUCAGACGCUGUCGGCCAGCGCAGCCGCACGAUAACAGCUAAAAUAAACAAUUACCUGAUGGUCGCAAGUGACUACUUUUGAAUGAAGACGUUAAGAAACGACAAAACCAUCCACGUUAUAACAGAAUUCAGACAAUCGUUGAAAAGCAAAACAACACAAUGUGUGUGACAGGACAACGUUAAUUGUAGCAUUAUUGCAACAUAAUUCAAAAGGUGAAGUUUACGAACGCGCCUGCUGUCCACUUCAAGAGCUGCAUUGCACUGCGACUGAUUAUUGCGUCAACGCCUCCAUUUAUACUGGGCGCAGAAAGGGAGUUAUUUAAUUGCAUUGAAUUACUUAAUGAUAGAGUAAAAUGGAGUUAUAAUUUCUUUCCUCAGCACGCGUGUAUAAAACUGACCAGGAAUUUUAUAUUCAUUGAAUGAAUCAAACUGUGUCUCGCUUAAAUUAAAAAAGCUUUUUUUUUUUCAAUGUUUCUUCCCUCCUCACAUAGCCGUCCUUCAUUCACUGCUCCCACAGCCACCCUUACGGAUGUCGGCGACAACUGUUUUCAAGCACUUUCCGCCGGAAGCUUCGUGACCUAUUUGUAUCGACGUUGCCACACUCGCUAAGUGCAGGAACGGCUAAAACGAAGCGCAUUGCAUGGCUCAAGUUGACAUUAUUGAACUGUAGCACGAAGAGACAAGGACAAAAGACGAACACGAGGUGGCACGCGUCAAAUAUGAAACGCAUUCAUUGCGCAAAGCAGACCGCCCUUCGUGAGCGGAUAUCUGCAAUCACUAAGCGAAAGCUGACGAAAAAAAAAAUGCGUCGAGAAGCGCGAUACACCACACCGAGCAGAUAAAAGCUAGGCGAGUAUAGAGGAACACCCCAGGAAACACCUUUCACAUGUGGGACGCAUGUUGACCCAUGACGCAACUUUUCAUGUGGUGCACUUUUGUUAGUUUAGCCCAGCUCUCGAAAGAAACUUGUAAUUAGCAUUGAGUAUGUGUGCAUGUUUACGUCUUCCUACUUUUUUUAGGCAUGCGUUCGUGGCGUGUGUGUCGCGACAGUUUGCUUCAAUUUUUCAUUUGAAUUUGUCAAGCCUAUGGUCGGACGAACCCGUCCAGCUUCAACUCACGCCAUCAUCGUGAUCAUCAUAAUCAACAUCCUCUCUCUCGACCUGUGUCCAGGCCUUUCUGUGUUGUCUUGUUUUUUUUUCAACAUUUGUUUAAUUUUUUAAUACUUUGUAUUUUCGUAUUUGCCAUGAAAUGUGUGCUUCUCUUUAUUGGGCGUUCUUGAUAACUUCGACUUUUGUGUCUAUUCCCCUCCUUCUCAAAGAUUAUGCAUGCAUCGUGCCCCUUUCGGUGGCAGUUGCCGGCGCGCUCCCUACCUAAUUCCGGUUUGUCCAAUGUAUGUGUGUUUUCACAUCAAGUAAC